UAGUCUCGCCACGGUCAUACUAAAGGGAAGAAGUAAUAACAUUGCGAGAAAAGAAGACGUGAAAAAUUAAAGAAAAGUGUGAAAAAGUGCGAAAUUAGUUUAUACAACUAAAUUGGAAUUUAAAUCGAAGCAAACGGACGGAGUACUGCGAUUGAAUUGAUAGAAAAAACUACUGAAUAUCGUGUCCUGCACGCACACACUCGCACAGCCCUGCACACACACGCACACAGUUGGGCCUGUCGUCAUCUCUCUCGCUCUCUCGCUUCUUUUUUUUCUGUCGCAGCUGCAACGCAAAUUCCAAAAAGGAUAAUCCCCACCGAUCUCGCGAAUCCUUUCGCUGUUUCGAGAGCGGAAAUUCAGCCGCAAAGAUGAUGACCGAGGAAAACUCGAAGAUCUAGGUGGAUCAAGUGGUUUUUGGGUCCAGUUUCGGGACCUCGACACGAAUAGCAUGUUCAGUCCUAUCAAAAAGAUAUUCACGUACAUACAAAAAAAUGCGAGCGGCUCGAAUAUGUUUAGCCCAUCAGGAAACACGACAGCCGGCGAAAGUGCCCACGACGAAGGCGACAGAAAGGAUCAGGAACUGGAGGAUCAGGAUCAGGGGGAUCAGGAGCAGCUGCAGAUACUGCCUCAAUUAAACGACGACGACGACGAGGACGACAUCGAGAGGCAGAUCAAGACCUCCAUAAUCGAUGCCACCAAGGUGCAUGCGGCCAAGGCCAAGGCGUUGGCUUCCUGCUCCUCAUCCUCGCUACCCCUUCCCCUGGAGCAGCUGGACGAUGAACUGGCGGACUUUGCCCACGGACCGGCGGACACCGAACUGGAGGAGCAAUUCCUCGAGCUGGACAACUAUCCGAACAACGAGAUCAUCGUGCUCAGCGAUGCGGAUCUCAACUCUUCCAUUGCCUCUGAUGCGGUGUCCGAGGAUCCGCUGGCCAUAGACAACCUACUGGACUCCUCGUCGGUCACCACAAACGAGGAGGUGGACACCAGUGGCGAGUUGCUGUGGCUAAAGUUGAAUAACGAAACGGAAAUGCCCACUGGCUCAGGGGAAGUAACGUCCAGCAAUCAGGAAUCCCUAGAGCCCGCAAAGCCGGCGAAAACGAAGGAUGAAGAGCUGCGAGACGGAGGUUCGGAUUCCGGUUUGGGCAGCGAAACCUCCGCAUUGCUUAAAGAUCAGGCGGAGAAGCCAGAAACCGAGCCAGAAGUGCAGCAGGAAAAGCAGGAAACCAAACCCAUUCGAUCCAAUCUCAAGCGAAGGCUGGAGGAUGCCAUCGAUCUGGUGCCCGACAUGUCUGCUCCCCCGGUGGCGGCCCAAAAGCGAACCAAGCGCUCCAUUAACUUUGACGAGGUGAAGGUCUACUACUUUCCACGGCAACAGGGCUUCAGUUGCGUGCCCACUGCAGGUGGAUGCACUUUGGGCAUGGGUGCCAGGCACAUAGCCUUCAAAACGAUGACCCUGGCAGAGCAUGCGGCGGAAUUGAGGCGGGCACAUCGCAGCCAGAACCAGGAACUCCAGCCACGCGGCUCCAGCAGCGAUGAUAGCGAGGAAUCCGAGGAGGAUUACCUAAGCGAGGGCAGUGGUUCGGAUGCCGAGGACGGCUCCAAUGGCUUCCUGCAGCCGGUGACGCCCAAGCAGAGAAGAGCCCUGCUAAAGGCAGCGGGAGUGAGAAAAAUCGAUGCCAGCGAGAAGAGCGAAUGCCGGGAUAUCAGAAAUUCGCGGGAAGUAUGCGGCUGUUCCUGCAGGGAGUUCUGCGAUCCGGAAACCUGUGCCUGCAGUCAGGCUGGGAUAAAAUGUCAAGUGGAUCGAGCCAUGUUCCCUUGCGGCUGUACACGCGAAGCCUGCGGCAACACCGUCGGUCGGGUGGAGUUUAAUCCCACAAGGGUGCGUACGCAUUACAUACACACGGUGAUGCGGUUGGAUUUGGAGCAGCGACAAGGCUCCGUUCAGCCGCAACAGCAGCAGCAGCAAUCCCAGCAGACUAUCAGCUAUUCGCCGGUGGGAACAACUGCUCCGACAUCCGCGUACUUCCUGCAAACGCAAUCGAACUACAGUUCCGGCUAUGCCUCGCCAGCCUACACGCCCGAGAGCAGUGUGAGCUACUACCAGCAGCAGCAGCAGGGAGUAGUAGUGCCCACUCCUGGCCAGGUGAUCCCCCAGCAGCAGCAGCAGGCGCAGACGCAGAGCUACGCGGCCUACGCACAGUUGGACAGCCUGGAUUCGGGCCUAUUUGCCAGUGGCAGCAAUGCCACGCCCUCCUACGGAGAGCUAUAUCAGUCGCUUAGCUACGGCAGCACUCAGAUCACUUCCUAUCCGGCUACCUAUCAGCAGCAUUCGCCGUCACCUGCUGGAGCACCGAGCUCCUGCGCCUAUAGCUCCUGUGCGGUGCCUUCGGUUCCGCCGUAUGGCAAUGCCACCACCACCGCCUCCAGCAAUGCUCCUUACCAGACCACCGCCGUCUCCACCUCCUCCACCUCGCCGUCACGGAUUGUUGUUGUUGGAAAUCCAAAUGCCGCAGCAUCCGCGGCAACAGCAUCUUCCCCGGCCAACGGCAAUGAAUUCAUCAGCUUGAGCACACCGAUCGCCAGUUCCUCACGCCUCUCGCAGAUCAACGAUCUGCUGCAGCACAACCGCAACACCACCGCCGCCUUGGUGGCCGUCUCCGAGGGUUUGAGCGGUGUUCGCGGCUCUUCCAGUGCAACCGCCACCGCCAGCACCACCACCAUCGACUCGAUCGACACACCGCCCAUUGUGGAGGAGGGCCAGCAGGGCCGGGGAUGCAUGAGCUUCGAGGCGUUGCCCCCGCCGCUUGUGAAUCCAGCGCCCAUUGUCGCCGUGGUGGAGAGCAAGCUGCCACCGAUGACCACGCCAUCUGCCCCUCAGCCACGCCAGCCGCUGGAACAGCAUCACCAGGCCUUGAGCGAGUCCACCUAGAGCAGGGAAUGCGCCACCAAAUCCAAUUUGGACUGGGUCGAUUUGUGGGGUUUUAGUAGAUUUUAAAAGCAAUUCUCAGUGAACUUUGAAUUGGAUGCUAUAGUUUUAGAAAUUCGUUUUUAAUAUAUAAGUUUUAAAGGGAACCAAAAGUUCUUUGUUAAAAAAGAACUCAGUUUUAUUAGUAGACCAGAAAAUCUGUGGAAAUUCCAAAG
Drosophila takahashii is the source of this 3144-nucleotide messenger RNA. RefSeq names its product AXIN1 up-regulated 1 (gene Axud1). The record is from RefSeq and is a predicted model, not a curated record. Gene Ontology annotation, biological process: regulation of transcription by RNA polymerase II. Lineage: Eukaryota; Metazoa; Arthropoda; Insecta; Diptera; Drosophilidae. Gene Ontology annotation, cellular component: nucleus. Gene Ontology annotation, molecular function: sequence-specific DNA binding; DNA-binding transcription factor activity, RNA polymerase II-specific.